AUGUUGAGGGACGAGGCUCUGAAUUGGUGGGACUCAGUAGCAGCGGCUGAAGAUCAUGCUAACGUACCAGUUACGUGGGCAAGGUUCAAGGACUUGUUGUACGACUACUAUUACCCGGAGACCGUGAAAGAUAUGAAAGAGGCAGAAUUCCUCCAUCUCAACCAAGGAACCUUAACGGUAGCACAGUAUGAAAGGAAGUUUACGGAGCUCUCUCGUUUUGCUCGGGAAUUAAUUCCCACUGAAGCAAUGAAGAUCAAGAGGUUUGUUAAGGGCUUACGCAAGAGAAUAAGGGGACCAGUGGACCUUCAGCGACCCGCCACCUACGCUGAAGCAGUUAGGGGCGCCUUGAUCAUGGAUAAGGAUGUCUCCAACAGGGUCCAACCUCUGGUGGAAGUCGGAUCAUCUUCAGGUGUGAAAAGGAAGGUCUCUCCAGCGUACGCCGACCAGCCAUUUAGAGCACCCCAGCGCCCGGCUCAGCAGCAGGGUCUGCCACCAGUGUGCCCCUCCUGCCAGAAAAGAAAUGCGGGGCAAUGUUGGACGGGAACUGGGGGUUGUUUCAGGUGUAGAAGGGAAGGGCAUUUUGCAAGGGAAUGUUCUAUGACGGCCGUGAAUACUCAGAGGCUAGGGCAGAGGGCUCCCCCAACAGUUUCGACGUAG
Messenger RNA from Momordica charantia (bitter melon), 657 nucleotides. RefSeq lists its product as uncharacterized. The record is from RefSeq and is a predicted model, not a curated record. Gene Ontology annotation, molecular function: zinc ion binding; nucleic acid binding. Lineage: Eukaryota; Viridiplantae; Streptophyta; Magnoliopsida; Cucurbitales; Cucurbitaceae.